GCAUUGUGUUCCCCCCCCCCCCACCUCCCUCCUUCCCCACUCUCAUUCCCAUUCCGCUGCUGCAAACCGGGGCCUCGCUCGCUCGCUUGGGAGCUCUGUUUUCUCCUCCCUCCUGCCUCACUCCUCCACACCUCGCCCCUCGUCGCGAGGGGGCUGGACUCCUCCUCCUCCUUUGGGGGUACUUCUCCUGCGAAGACACUUUUCCCUCUUCUGAGCUCCCUUGGUCGCAGGAUAAUGAUGAGGUGAGAGUGGCGCAGGAUAAUGAUGUGGUGAGAGUGGAGGAGGGUAGUAGGUGGAGCAGGCAGGGAGGGAGGUCGAGCGGGCGGGCGGGGGGAGAAGUCGGGUUGUGGUUCUGUGGUGGUGGAUUGUCGCUGAGCAUGGUCAGGUGGAGGAGGGCCUGGUGGGGGCGAAGUGUUGUGUGAGCCGGUGAGGAAGGGGCGGGGGCUCUAGAGACGAAACGGAAUCGGAGGUUAGGCUUUUACGGGUGAUCUCUCUCUCUCUCUCUCUCUCUCUCUCUCUCAAUAUAUAUAUACAUAUAUAUAUAUCGGGGGUGGCGGUUGGCGGUUGGCGGAGGGAGCUGAGAGUAGGUUUGGGGGCAGGGGAUGUGUAGUGAGAGAGGUGGUUAGCCACUGUGAAGGAUCGCAGUGACUGGGGUGGUGGAGGUGGUACGUUGCGCGCGGGGACGUUUUAGACGAUUUUAGUUUUGGUCCGUGCUGGCGGACGGGUGUGAGGUUGCGAGUGAUGUAGUACUGCCGCUUAAGGAAUCGUCAGAGAACCAGAGAUUGAGGGGGAGGAUCAAGGUGGCAAUGACGCGUUCACCGCGAUGAUAGCCAUGUUUGACGCGGUAGUGUAGCCGUUGCUUGCAUUGUGGUGAGGAGAAUGUUUUAGAUGAAUUAUGUCUUCACCGGAUGCCUUUGAGUGCGCACUCCGAAGUCGAGGCUUUUGAGGGCACUUGGAGACGUGGCGUGGCGUGGUGUGGGAAGUUUCGUUGCAAACCUAUCGACAUGGUUGUGCGGGAAAGGAAGAUGAGCAGAAGAGACGUGGUUGUGUCGCCUCAGAAAAUUGAACUAGCAUUGGGGCUUGCUGGCCUGCUCGCGCUUAGUUGCGGGUUCCCUAGGACUGUUUGCAGGGAAAGAUGUUUUGGGAUGAAAGAGUACAUUCCUUUUUGAUUACAUUCGUGAAAUUCUUGGAUUUCAGAGUCAAAUAGAACGUCGGGUAAAGGAAAUCAUCCACACUUCAAUGCUCAUUUGCUGGAGAUCUUAGUUAGAACUGCUUCAACAUGAUAGUUAUCAGGGUUUUCAUGAAAACCUCAGUUUAUACUUCAUAGUUGAACAUCAAGUCGACAUUGCAUAAUCAGGAGGCUUGAAGACGAGAUAGUGCCUAAUCUCUAGAGCUCCGUUGGUGAUACCAACAAUCACUCUAUGGGAUACAUGUGUACAUAAUAGUUCAAUUGGAAGGAUCUAGGCUCAUGCAGUGUUUACGUCUUCUGCUUCGGUGUAACUAUUUCCAUGGCUUCGCAAGGUCUGAGACACUUUGUGGACUGGGAGGAACAAUUUAUUUCACAUGACAGAGGGAGUCGUGUGGUUCACUACUACCUGAGGGAUCGCCAUGGCCAGAGCUCGCUGGCUGUGGUCGGAACAGAGCGAAGCCUUCGACACAUGGUGUAUGUCGUGUGCGAUGACUUCCUACCUCUUGCUGGUCUGGACAAAACAACAACCUCCGCAUUCAAAUGGAGGGCUCGUCGUGAAGUUGUGGAGUGGCUCCAGACUUUGCUGUCAAAAACUCGCUCAGCUUCUUCUGAACAAUUUCUUAACUCAGGGUCUCCAAGCACGGAACCAGCAUCUUCUGAAGUCGAUGCUGUGAUGGAGGACACUGAUGAAGCCUUGGAAAGUGGUCAGGAAGAAAGAAGUCGCGGCUACCUUGAACGUGAUGUGAGACGUCAAGUGAAUGUCGAAAAAGGGGAAUUUUUGUGGGGACCCAGCAUCUGGCGCAAACGCCUCCGGCAUUUUCAAUCUUUUAUUCGCAACGGCAUCACUAUUUCGGUGCAUGAUUUUGUUUAUGUGUUGACCGAAGAGGAACGCCAUAUUGCUUACGUUGAGGACAUGUAUGAAGAUAGAAAAAUGAAAAAAAAGUUGCGAGUUCGGUGGUUCCAUAAAACAAAUGAGUUAGCUUGCAAAAUCCCUCCUCCUGCCCCACAUGUUCGAGAGGUGUUUUACACGUCUUUUCCUCAGGUUUUGAGUGUUGAAUGUGUGGAUGGUGUAGCAACAAUUCUAAAUCCAGAUCACUUCGAGUCAUGUACCAAAGUGUUGCACAUGGACGCUCUUACGCACAUUCAUUUGUGUUCCCGCCAGUUUGACAGCAGUGAAGGUAUCAAGCCUUUUAGUAUACAGGAGGUGAAGGGAUACUGGCAACAAGAAAUUUUAUCUUAUAUUGGUGUGAAAGCUCCUUCAGGAUUGACUUGGUCUCUUUCACACCCUGAGCCUGGAAGUGAAGAUCUUGAAAUGGACGAGGAAGAAGAAGCUGAGCCAGGGAAUGUCAUAAGGCGUGGACCACGGACUGCGAGGUCCACUAGACGGAGAGUAGGGUUUAGUUCUCGAAUGCGAGGUGGAGAUUCUGGAAAUGUUUCUACAUGGGUAACCUCCCCGGUAGAGAGGACAUGCGGAACUGGUGACGGAGCUGUUGUCGCGGAUGAUGCAGAACAUACUUUAAUUGAUGACGUGAAACCUCCUUCUAGAGGGAGAGUUGACAAAAUUGAGGAAGGAGUGAGCUCCUUUGAGCAUCGACUUGAUUUAAAAGUUGGUGAUGAAAUUGAAAUACUAUCUCAAGACAGUGGAUUGCGAGGUUGCUGGUUUAAAGCAACAAUCACGAGAAGAGUGUCGAAACGUUUGAAAGUGCGAUAUGAGAAGCUGCAGAAUGAAGAUGGUGAAGGAAAUCUUGAGGAAUGGGUUUCUGCUUGGCGAUUGGCAGGGCCUGACAAGUCGGGGAUGCGUGUGGCCGGCAGAACAACUGUCCGGCCUUUUGCUUCAUUUAAUGUGUCUCCUGGAGAAUGUAAUAUUGGGCAAGCUGUUGAUGCAUGGUGGAACGAUGGAUGGUGGGAAGGGAUUAUAAUCAACAAAGAGCCUCCUGGUGAUUUUCAAGUUUAUUUCCCAGGAGAAGGAGAUUUGUCUUCUUUUAAAAUAGAAGAUUUACGGACAUCAAGGGAUUGGGUAAACGAUUCAUGGAUCGACCUUCUCUGCAAUCCUGAUGCAGCCAAAGUAGCCGCACAUCUUAAACCUGAGACACCUCGAAUUGUAAAUGAAGUUCGAACAUCCACCGUGAAGCAACAGCCUCGUGCUGUUCCAGUUCCAUUGAAGGUACUAUAAGAAAUUACUUGUAGAUUAAUAUUACAUUACUUAGGGAGGAUGGCUAUAAUUUUGUUGCAGAGGUUAAUGGUUUCCUUUUUGUACCUCUAGACUACUCCAUGACUGAAGAAACACUGUUUUUGCACGGUUAAAUUCAAUUUUAUUGUCAUGGACUUGACCUCUUGGUGGUACUUCCACUAUAACUUUCUCAGACUGCGUCGUGCUAGCAUCUCGUUCACCGGGAAAGUUCAAGAUUGUGAAUCCUAUUUAACCUCACGAGGUUGUUGAUAACCUUCGUUGAAGUUUCACUUGUUUUCUCGUUCCACUGUAGUGGAUAUCAGAGGUUGUAGAGUAGUUUGGUGGUCCAGAACUCGAAAAUGAACUCAGGCUGUACAUUGUAAUUAGUCAAUGAAAAUAUCCUACAAUCAUGCCCAUUUCCGCCCAA
Messenger RNA from Physcomitrium patens, 3786 nucleotides. RefSeq lists its product as uncharacterized. Gene Ontology annotation, molecular function: chromatin binding. Lineage: Eukaryota; Viridiplantae; Streptophyta; Bryopsida; Funariales; Funariaceae. The record is from RefSeq and is a predicted model, not a curated record.